AUGCCCUCCAACGAGAAGUCGGGUCACCCGACGACCCUUCGGUACAAUGAGAAGCCCGUCUACACCACCUCCAACGGCGCCCCCAUUGGCAACCCCCAGGGCUGGCAGCGUACCGGGCCCUUGGGUCCUCUGUUGCUGCAGGACUUCCACCUGAUCGAUGCCCUCUCUCACUUUGACCGUGAGCGAAUCCCCGAGCGCGUCGUUCACGCCAAGGGCGCCGGUGCCUACGGCGAGUUCGAGGUCACGCACGACGUCAGCGAUCUCACCUCGGCCGACAUGCUCAACGGCGUUGGCAAGAAGACCAAGGCCGUUGUGCGCUUCUCUACCGUCGGUGGUGAGAAGGGCUCCCCAGACUCUGCUCGCGACCCCCGAGGCUUCUCCAUGAAGUUCUACACCGAGGAGGGCAACUGGGACUGGGUCUACAACAACACGCCCGUCUUCUUCCUCCGCGAUCCCACAAAUUUCCCCCUCUUCAUCCACACUCAGAAGCGCAACCCUCAGACCAACCUGAAGGAUGCCACUAUGUUCUGGGACUACCUCUCCACCCACCAGGAGGCCGUCCACCAGGUCAUGCAACUCUUCUCCGACCGCGGUACCCCCUACUCCUAUCGCUUCAUGAAUGGCUACUCCGGUCACACUCACAAGUGGACCAAGCCCGACGGCUCCUUCGUCUACACCCAGGUUCACCUCAAGACCGACCAGGGCAUCAAGACCUUCACUGACGCCGAGGCCGGCAAGAUGGCCUCGGAGAACCCCGACUUUGCCACUCAGGAUCUCUUUGAAGCCAUUGAGCGCGGCGAGUUCCCUAGCUGGACCGUUUACGUCCAGGUACUCACCCCCGAGCAGGCUGAGAAGUUCCGCUGGAACAUCUUUGACCUGACUAAGGUUUGGCCGCAGAAGGAUGUCCCUUUGCGACCAUUUGGCAAGCUCACCCUCAACCGAAAUGUUCAGAACUACUUCGCCGAGAUUGAGCAGGUCGCUUUUUCCCCUUCUCAUCUUGUCCCCGGUAUUGAGCCCACUGUCGACCCCGUCCUGCAGGCCCGUCUUUUCUCUUACCCCGACACACAUCGCCACCGUCUCGGCGUCAACUACCAACAAAUCCCCGUCAACUCUCCUCUACACGCCUUUAACCCCUUCCAGCGGGACGGCGCCAUGUCUAUCCACGGAAAUUAUGGGAAGAAUGCAAACUACCCUUCAACUUACCGUCCCAACACAUAUCAGCCUGUAUCGCCUGUCAACACUCAAGAGCACUGGGCUGGUUCAGCUGUCCACGCACUUUUCCAAGAGGUUAACGACGACGACUUCGUCCAGGCCAAGGGUCUUUGGGAUGUCCUCGGCCGCACUCCUGGUCAGCAGGAUAACUUUAUUGGAAACGUCUCGGGUCACCUUUCCGGUGCUCAUUCGGAUACUCGCAAGCGAACCUACGGCAUGUUCUCGCGCGUCGACGCCCGCCUCGGGGCCAAGAUUGAGGAACAGACGGAGAAGCUUGCCAAAUAG
Molecule: messenger RNA, 1497 nt
Organism: Ilyonectria robusta
Lineage: Eukaryota; Fungi; Ascomycota; Sordariomycetes; Hypocreales; Nectriaceae
Product: catalase
Exons: 2
Coding region: 1-1497 (498 amino acids)
Biological process (GO): hydrogen peroxide catabolic process; response to hydrogen peroxide
Cellular component (GO): cytoplasm; peroxisome; mitochondrion
Molecular function (GO): catalase activity; heme binding
Source: RefSeq, a predicted model, not a curated record